Lindgomyces ingoldianus is the source of this 1428-nucleotide messenger RNA. RefSeq names its product tRNA isopentenyltransferase. The record is from RefSeq and is a predicted model, not a curated record. Gene Ontology annotation, cellular component: mitochondrion. The coding region runs from base 26 to 1420 and encodes 464 amino acids. The transcript has 3 exons. Gene Ontology annotation, molecular function: tRNA dimethylallyltransferase activity; ATP binding. Gene Ontology annotation, biological process: tRNA modification. Lineage: Eukaryota; Fungi; Ascomycota; Dothideomycetes; Pleosporales; Lindgomycetaceae.
UGGACAUGUUUCGUGCGCAAUAAAAAUGGCUAGUGCACCCCUCAGGCCCUUGGUGGCUAUCAUAGGCGCUACAGGGACUGGAAAAUCCGAUCUUGCCGUCGAUGUGGCGCGAAAUUUCAAUGGAGAAAUUAUCAACGGAGAUGCCAUGCAACUCUACCGGGGAUUACCUAUCAUCACCAACAAAAUUCCUGAAGACGAAAAGAAAGGCAUUACUCAUCAUCUGCUAGGCCGCAUUGGACUUGAAGAAGAAACUUGGACUGUGGGGAAGUUCGUUCAAAAGGCACUGGUCGUGAUAGAUGAAAUCCGAAGUCGUGGAAAGCUUCCCAUUCUCGUGGGAGGGACGCACUACUAUACUCAGUCUCUCCUAUUCCAGGAUGCACUGGCUGAUGCACCCCUUAAAGCAGUCAACAUGGCAAAACCGGACUUGUCGAUUCUAAGUGAGCCAACUGAUGUGAUUCUGAAGAAAUUAAAAGAGGUGGACCCAGUCAUGGCGGAUCGAUGGCACCCAAAUGAAAGAAGAAAGAUCCAACGCUCACUGGAAAUGUUCCUAAAAUCAGGGCAACCAGCUUCGCAGAUCUAUGAUAAGCAACGAAUCAAGCAAAACAUCUCCUCAAAUGAAGGAGCUCCCGGUAGCAACCAGCCAAUCAAACUCGGACCCACACUUAGAUUUCCUACCCUUGUGCUCUGGGUUCAUGCCUCCAAAGACGUCUUAUAUCCGCGACUAGAUAACCGCAUCACGAAGAUGCUGAACCAAGGGCUCCUUUCCGAGGUCGAAGCUCUCAACUCAUUCCGAGCAUCCUUGGAAGCUCUCACCGGCACCCCCAUUGACCAGACUCGUGGUAUAUGGGUCUCUAUCGGAUACAAACAGUUCUUGGGUUAUAAAUCUGCUCUUAAUGGCGGUUUGGCUGUAGAUGCAGAGCUAGAGACAUUAAAGAUGACAGCCAUAGAGCAGACACGGUCGGCCACGCGACAGUAUGCGAAUCGCCAGAUUCGUUGGAUCCGAAUCAAACUUUUGAAUGCCCUUCAUAAUGCUGGGCAGAAGAACAAUACAUUCCUGUUAGAUGGGUCAGAUCAAGCUACUUGGGAAGAGAAAGUCCUUUGGCCAGCGAGAGAUAUCACAGAACGGUUCAUUUCCGGUAGCUCACUUCCCUCCCCAACGGAUCUCUCCACAACCUCGAGCGAAAUGCUGAAUCCAAAACGAGACUAUGAUCUAGCACAACGACCAGAUCUUUGGCAAAAGAGGAUAUGUGAAAUGUGUGGAAUCGUGGCUGUUACUCAACAUGAUUGGAAUCUUCACCUCAAAAGCCGUAGGCACAGACGAGCUGUGAAGAAGCAAGAAAAUGCAGAACAUACUCAACAGGAAAAGGUCAAUGGCAGACAAGUGGAUAUAGCCGAUCCUGCUCUUGUGUUAGUACCUUAGUCUACUAU